Pseudomassariella vexata is the source of this 765-nucleotide messenger RNA. RefSeq lists its product as uncharacterized. Bases 1 to 765 code for a protein of 254 amino acids. The record is from RefSeq and is a predicted model, not a curated record. NCBI's taxonomy places the organism in Eukaryota, Fungi, Ascomycota, Sordariomycetes, Amphisphaeriales, Pseudomassariaceae. The transcript has a single exon.
AUGGCACCAUUAAUAUCCCCGCGCAGCCUCGCGCGCGACCUGUUGCUGGACCUCGCAACACAUUCGCCAUUCCACUCAGCGACGCGCCAAUCUACUCCAACCCGGCCACCAACGACCCUCACCCUCCGAUCCGUCGCCUCGCGCCUCAUCAUCCCGCGCCUGGCCACCGAUGUGACUACGGUGCCCGAGGGCUACGGCCGGACGCGCAACGGCCCAGACGCAGGCACGGUAGUGGGCAUCGUGCUGGGCUCCGUCGCGGGAUUCCUGUUGGUCCUUUGGCUCAUCUACACCCUCGUCAACCUGGGCAACCCCAAAGUGACGGUCGAAACGGCGUCGGUGGGUACGGCGUCGGUGGUAACGCGCAAGUCACGUCAUAAAAAACGCAAGAGCCACCAUUCGCACUCACACUCGCACGGGUCGCCUGUGCGGCGCGAAACAGUCGAGGUUCGGAGGGAGCGCAUUGUUGUAGACCCGCCGCCCCCGCCGCGGCCGGACCGUAUUGUUGUUGAGGAGACAACGCGGAGCAGGAGCCGGGCGCCGCCUCCGCCACCAACGCCCCCGCCGCCGAUGAGCGAAAGUGAUGACGAGGUGGUGGUCAUCGAGGAGAAUUCGCCGCCGAGGAGGCGGGAGAGCAGACAUAAGAGACGGAGCGCCGAGCGGAGGAGUGGUGGCGCGUAUCGGGAUGUGGACCCUUACUUAUAUGCUGGGGGCGAUGCGCCCAUGCGAGACGUAAGCCGUAGACGCAGUGAGUCGCGGAGGCGGUGA